Eucalyptus grandis is the source of this 2945-nucleotide messenger RNA. Its product is annotated as putative pentatricopeptide repeat-containing protein At3g11460, mitochondrial. NCBI's taxonomy places the organism in Eukaryota, Viridiplantae, Streptophyta, Magnoliopsida, Myrtales, Myrtaceae. Gene Ontology annotation, molecular function: protein binding; zinc ion binding; RNA binding. The record is from RefSeq and is a predicted model, not a curated record. Gene Ontology annotation, biological process: RNA modification.
AUUGGAACUCGACCCGAGUUUGAAGAGUCGACUCGCACUGUUAUGCUAACGCAAUGCGCCAAGAAGAAGAGCCUCCUCCGCCGCCGCGCCCCGCCUCCUCCCGCCACCUCCGCCGCCGUCAAACCCGCUCGCAUCCACACCGGCCCGGCCGCCCCGACCGCCCCAUGGAACACCCGCUUGCGAGAGCUCUCCAAGCACUCCCGCUUCCGCGAGGCCCUCGCCCUGUACCGCCAGAUGCUCCGCUCCGGGGCCUCCCCCAACGCCUUCACCUUCCCCUUCGCGCUCAAGUCCUGCGCCUCCCUCUCGCUCCCCGCCGCCGGCGCCCAGCUCCACGCGCACGCCCUCAAGGCCGGGUGCGAGGUCGAGCCCUUCGUGCUGACUUCCCUCAUCUCCAUGUACGCCCACUGCUCCCUCAUUGACGACGCCGGCAAGGUGUUCGAUCAUUGUCCCCAGUCGAGACGCCUCACCGUUUGUUACAACGCUCUGGUGUCUGGGUACACGUCGAAUUCCCGGUUCUCGGAUGCGGUUUCGUUGUUUCGCCGGAUGAGGGAGAUGGGCGUGUCGGCUAACUCGGUCACCAUGUUGGGUUUGAUCCCUGUUUGUUCCCUCCCGGUGCAUUUGGGCGUCGGGACGUGUCUGCAUUGCUGCUGCGUGAAGCUUGGCUUGGACCGCGAUUCGUCGGUUGGGAAUUGUUUGCUGACCAUGUAUGUCAAAUGCGGGUCGGUGGAGGAUGCCCGGGUUUUGUUCGACUCGAUCAGUUGUAAGGGUUUGAUCACAUGGAAUGCAAUGAUUUCUGGAUAUGCGCAGCAUGGACAUGCUAGUCAUGUUUUGGACCUUUACCGGGAGAUGAAGUCGUGUGGGAUUCGACCGGACUCUGUGACUCUUGUCGGAGUUCUGUCGUCCUGUGCUCUCCUCGGUGCUUACCACAUUGGCUGCCAAGUAGAAAGGCAGAUAGAGUUGAGCGGUUUUAACUCCAACCCGUUCUUAGAUAAUGCGCUUGUCAACAUGUAUGCCAGGUGCGGCAAAUUGGCAAAGGCUUGGGCCGUCUUUGAUGCCAUGCCCGAGAAAACUGUUGUUUCUUGGACAGCUAUCAUAGGUGGAUAUGGGAUGCACGGACAAGGAGAACUUGCAGUCAAUCUCUUUGAACAGAUGCUGCAAGCAGGAAUAAGGCCCGAUGGAGCAGCAUUUGUUAGUGUUCUGUCCGCAUGUAGCCAUGCAGGGUUGACUGAUGAGGGUUUGAAGUACUUUAAUGCGAUGGAAAAGAAGUUUCUGUUGCAGCCUGGUCCAGAGCACUAUUCUUGCAUGGUGGAUCUUCUAGGUCGGGCAGGUCAGCUACAGAAAGCCCUCGAUCUCAUCCAUACGAUGCGAGUACAUCCUGAUGGUGCGGUCUGGGGUGCUCUGUUGGGCGCUUGUAAAAUCCACAAAAAUGUCGAGUUAGCAGAAUUGGCCUUCGAACGCGUCAUUGAACUUGAGCCUACCAAUAUCGGCUACUAUGUUUUAUUGUCGAACACCUACAACGAGGCUAACAACAUGGAUGGCAUACUCAGGGUCCGGAUGAUGAUGAGGGAGCGGAAACUCAAAAAGGAGCCUGGCUGUAGCUAUGUAGAACACAGAGGGAAAGUUCAUCUCUUCUUAGCAGGGGAUAGAUGUCAUCCUCAGACGAAAGAAAUAUACAGGAUGUUGAACGAACUCGAGGAUUGGUUAAAGGAGAAUCACAAUUUGGACAAGAGUUAUCUGGAAAGAAGAGACGAUGAACGGUUGUCUGGCAGGGUCCACAGUGAGAAGUUGGCGAUUGCAUUCGCACUCUUGAAUUCGAAGCAGCUUGGGAGGGAGAUCGUUGUGAUUAAGAAUCUCAGGGUUUGUGAAGAUUGUCACUUGUUUAUAAAGUUGGUAAGCAAGGCAGUAGAUCGUCAAUUUGUUGUCAGAGAUGCGACUCGCUUCCACCAUUUCGAGGGUGGCGUCUGCUCUUGCCGAGAUUAUUGGUGAAGUGAUGAAAUGUUACUCAGAAGAAAACACGAGCUAGGAAAGACAAGGCAGCUUUUUGUCAAACCUGAGUGCAGGAGACUUUCAAGGUUCUUUCGAGUUGGUAAUUUGGCAGUGUCUUAUGGAAUGGAACUUCCAAGAUUAUUGAGAAUUUUGAUCGGAAAUAGUUGGCUCAUAUUCCUGCAUUGCUGAUGCCCCAACUCAACUGAUUCCUUGUCGCUAUUAAGCCUUUCUAUCUCUCCCUUCAAUCCUUGUGUCUCUGCUUCAGUUGGAGGAAAAGAACUUCCCUGAUUUUGGAGAUUUUGAAGGGAAUAGCUGUAGACUGGUUUCUGAUGGAUUUUCUUCAGAAGCUGCUGCUUAAAUGCAUAGUCAGUUUGUUAGCCGGAUCCGAGCUCAACACAUUGGAUCCAAGAUGCCGAGCCGAGUGCCGGCAUUGUCGUCCUUGGGCAAUCCUGGAUCUGGUAUCACCCAAGGCCGCAAUGGGUGGCUGUCACGAGUGACUGAGCUCAUGCGGGCCAACAGGGAUGUGAGGCGAUGGGCGACGGCAGGAGUACACCAAGUCAGGGCUGACGGGAUGGGGAGGUGGCACAACCGCUGGCGGCGACAGAGAGAGGAGGAGAGAAAAUGCUAAGGAAAUUAGGUUUGUCAAUCUGAGUCAAAUUAACUCUUAAGCGUGAAAUGUCAACACAGUCGGUGGAAUGUCAAUACAGUGUGAAUCGUGAAUCGCCAAGUACACGUGAAAUGCAGUCGGAUUUUUUACAGCAUCAUUGAACGAUAAAUUGACCAGAGCCAGACUUUAGAUACCGUCAGAGAAUUAAAGUUUUUUAAUGACAAAAAGUUUGGGACUGAAAUUGCAACCCGAACUAAAGUUUGUGCUUUUUAAGUGAGUUAGGCAUGAAGAAACAUAAACUCUAUAUUUGGCCUUCUCUUCUUCGUUAAUGCAAUUAGUAAUUGAUUUGUAA